Vicugna pacos (alpaca) is the source of this 1945-nucleotide messenger RNA. The record is from RefSeq and is a predicted model, not a curated record. NCBI's taxonomy places the organism in Eukaryota, Metazoa, Chordata, Mammalia, Artiodactyla, Camelidae.
GCUCUUCUUUCCUCCUUAGGACCCGCUUUGCCGUCCCAAGGUGGCAGCAGCUAUGUACGCGCUGCGAUCUCUUCUGCUUCUGCUGUUGCCUCUGUGUCCUGGUCCUGGUCCUGGACCCGGUAUCGAGGCAAAGGUUACCCGGAGUUGCACUGAGACCCGGCAGAUCCUGGGUGCCCGGGGAUAUAGCUUAAGCCUACUCCCUCCCGCCCUGAUCUCAGGUGAGCACCUCCGGAUCUGUCCCCAGGAGUACACCUGCUGUUCCAGUGAGAUAGAGCAGAGGCUGACCUGGGAGACUGAGGCUACUUUCCGUGGCCUGGUGGAAGAGAGUGGCUCUUUCUUGGUUCACACACUGGCUGCCCGGCACAGAAAAUUUGAUGAGGUCUUCCGGGAGAUGCUCUCAUCAUCCGAGCACUCCCUGGCUCUGCUCUUUCACCGCUCCUUUGGCCGCCUGUAUGCCCAGCACACCCCCUUGUUCAGUGGCCUGUUCUCUCGGCUACGGAACUACUAUGAGAGGUCCGGUGAGGGGUUAGAUGAUGCCUUGGUGGAUUUCUGGGCUCAGCUCCUGGAGAAAAUGUUCCCUCUGCUGCACCCACAGUACAUCUUCUCCCCCGACUACCUGUUCUGCCUCACACGCCUCGCCUCCUCUGCUGACGAUUCUCUGAAGCCUUUUGGGGACUCACCCCGCCGCCUCCGCCAGCAGAUAACCCGGGCCAUGGUGGCUGCCCGGGCCUUUAUUCAGGGCCUGGAGACCGGAAGAGAUGUGGUCAGCGAAACACUUAAGAUGCCGAUGUCCGAAGGCUGCAGGCGGGCUGUGAUGCGUCUGACAGGCUGCCCCCUUUGUCAGGGUGUCCCCUCGCUGCCACCCUGCCGGGGUUUCUGCCUCAACGUGGCCCAAGGCUGUAUCGGCAGCCAGGGACUGGAUCCUGACUGGGGGGCCUAUCUGGAUGGUCUCCUGUUCCUGGCUGAGAAGCUCCAGGGCCCCUUUUCCUUUGAGCUAGCCGCCCAGUCCAUCGGGGUGAAGAUUUCAGAGGGUUUGAUGCAUCUACAAGAAAACAGUGUGGGAGUGUCAGCCCAGGUGUUCCAAGAGUGUGGGGGUCCCCAGCCGGCGUCGGCCCGCGCCCGCCGAGCCCCAGCUCGCAGGUACUUGUCGCCCGUGGUCGGGGCCUCCCAGGCCGAGCAGCUCGACAACCCAGAGCUGGAUGCGGAAGCCUCGAAGCCCGACCUCCAGGCGCGGAGGCGGCGGCUGCAGCUCCGGGCGGCCACCACCAGGAUGAAGGCAGCGGCCCUGGGACGCGACCUGGAGCUGGAGGACUGGGAUGACGCUAGCGGCUCUGGAGAGGGACAGCACUAUGCAGAUGACUGGAUGGCUGGGGCAGCGGCUGUGGCCCCCCCAGCCCGGCCUCCUCGCCCUCCUCGAAGGGAUGGUACUGGGGGCAAAGGAGGAGGUGUGAUUAUCCGCCACAACCAGGACAGAAGCAGGACUGGGGGGACGUCUGUUGGUUUUCACACCCAACCCAUCCUCAUUCUCUUCCUCUCCGCCCUGGCCCUGCUUGGACCUCGAUAACGGGGGAGGGGUGCCCUAGCAUCAGAAGGGUUCAUGGCCCUUCUCCUCUUCCUCUGACCCAGCUGGGUCAGGGGAGGAAUCGAAGGGGGCUGCAGAAAGAAUAGAGAAGGGACUUUUUGGGUGAAUGGCUGGGGCCCCAAAUCCAGGAGAUUCCCAUUGGUGCAUUGGGGGGGGGUUCACAAUAUUUAUUUUUUCAUUUAGUAUCUAGGGGGGAGGGGCUGAGGGUAUUUAUUUAGGAAGGAGGUGUGGUCUCUCCAACCCAGCCUCUAUGAUUGGGCUGGUGGUCAGCCCCAACAAGGAGAAAGGGAGGAGUUUUAGAGUUGCAGUUGGUGGGGGGGGGGUUGAAAGGAAGUUGGAAGUGGGGAUGGGUGGGGCACCCAG